Messenger RNA from Sebastes umbrosus (honeycomb rockfish), 6929 nucleotides. RefSeq names its product chromodomain helicase DNA binding protein 1 (gene chd1). The transcript has 35 exons. Gene Ontology annotation, cellular component: nucleus; chromatin. Lineage: Eukaryota; Metazoa; Chordata; Actinopteri; Perciformes; Sebastidae. The record is from RefSeq and is a predicted model, not a curated record. Gene Ontology annotation, biological process: regulation of transcription by RNA polymerase II; nucleosome organization. Gene Ontology annotation, molecular function: histone binding; chromatin binding; ATP binding. The coding region runs from base 1 to 5451 and encodes 1816 amino acids.
AUGGCUGGACGCAGCGAGAAUGAAAGUGCAAGCAACAACAGUGGAGAAUCAAGUAAUUCCGAUGAUGAAUCCGGUUCUGGAUCGGGCUCGGCAUCAGGGUCCGCCUCAGGCUCCAAUUCCAGCUCCUCCAGCAGCAGCAGCCAAUCAGGAAGCAGUAACUCAGGUAGUGGCUCAGACUCUGGCAGCGGCUCAGAUUCUGACACAGAGAAAUCCAAGGAGAAGAUGGAAACGCCAAAUAAGUCAAACAUUGACGGAGCUGAGUUCUGGAAGUCCAACCCAAGUAUCCUAGCAGUGCAAAGGUCUGCUAUGCUCAGGAAACAGCAGCUUCAGCAACAACAACAACAACAACAACAGCAACAGCAGCAGCAGCAACAGCAGCAGCAGAGACAAAGCUCCUCAAAUAGUGGAUCGAAUGAGGACUCUUCAAGUAGCGAUGGAUCUGACUCGUCAAGUGGAUCCAAAAGGAGAAGAAAUUCAGGCUCCUCCGACUCUGGAUCAGGUUCUGGAUCCGGGAGUGGUUCUGGAUCAGACUCGUCAGCGGAGGAGAAGAGUGACGAAACGGCAUCAGACUAUGAGCCGAGUCACAAUAUCAAAAGCAGAAAGCCCCCAACCAAGAUGAAUUUUCGGAAUGGGAAGAAAAGCAGCAACCAGAGGAAGAAACCCCAGAAUCGUUCUUCCUCUGAUGACGAGGAUGAUAACUACAAGAAGGCGGCAUCUGCGGGGCCACGGCGGCAGGCCACAGUCAACGUCAGCUACAAGGAGGACGAGGAGCUGAAGACCGAUUCAGACGACCUGGUGGAAGUUGUGGGUGAAGAUGUCCCGCAGGCCGCGGAAGACGAGUUUGAAACACUGGAGAGAGUGAUGGACUGCCGGAUAGGAAGGAAAAGAGCCACAGGAAGUGUAACCACUGUAUACGCUGUAGAAGCAGACGGGGACCCCAAUAUCAACUUCAAUCCCAACAAAGAGGCCGGUGAUGUCCAGUAUUUGAUGAAGUGGAAGAACUGGGCCCAUAUCCACAACACUUGGGAGACAGAGGAUACACUCAAGUUACAGAACGUCAAGGGCAUGAAGAAACUGGAAAAUUUCAAGAAGAAGGAUGGGGAGAAAAAGAGAUGGUUAAAGGCGGCUUCACCAGAGGAUAUAGAGUAUUUCAAUUGUCAGGAAGAAUUGAUGGAUGACCUGCACUCUCAGUACCAGCUUGUAGAGCGAAUAAUAGGACAUUCAAACCAGAAGUCGGCAGCCGGUUAUCCAGACUACCUCUGCAAGUGGCAGGGUUUACCGUACUCCGAAUGUAGCUGGGAAGAUGGCGGUCUGAUCGGCAAAAAGUUCCAGAAAUGCAUCGACGACUACAUGAGCAGAAACCAGUCCAAGUCCAUUCCAUCCAAAGACUGCAAGGUGCUCAAACAAAGACCCAGGUUUAUGCCUAUGAAGAAGCAGCCAACUUACAUAGGAGGUGAUGGACUGGAGCUCCGAGACUACCAGUUGGACAGUUUGAACUGGAUGGCCCACUCCUGGUGCAAAAGCAACAGUUGCAUCCUCGCUGAUGAGAUGGGUUUAGGGAAGACCAUCCAGACGAUCUCCUUCCUCAACUACCUGUUUAAUGAUCACCAGCUGUACGGACCCUUCUUGCUGGUUGUGCCUCUCUCUACACUAGUCUCCUGGCAGAGAGAAAUCCUGCUCUGGGCCCCUCAGAUGAAUGUUGUGGUUUACCUAGGAGACAUCAGCAGCAGGAACAUGAUAAGGACACACGAGUGGAUGCAUGCCCAUAGCAAGAGAAUGAAAUUUAACAUCAUUCUCACAACGUAUGAAAUUCUUCUCAAAGACAAGGGAUUUUUGGGCAACGUUCCCUGGGCUUUCAUCGGUGUGGAUGAGGCACACCGACUGAAGAAUGAUGACUCCCUCCUCUACAAGACCAUGAUGGACUUCAAGUCCAAUCACAGGCUUCUGAUCACAGGAACACCACUGCAGAACUCCCUGAAAGAGCUCUGGUCCCUGCUGCACUUCAUAAUGCCCGACAAGUUUCACUCUUGGGAGCUGUUUGAGGAGGCGCACGGUAAAGGCAGAGACUCGGGCUACACCAGUCUGCACAAAGAGCUGGAACCUUUUUUACUGCGCCGAGUGAAGAAGGAUGUGGAGAAAUCUCUUCCUGCCAAAGUGGAGCAGAUCCUCAGAGUGGAGAUGAGUGCUAUCCAGAAACAGUAUUACAAAUGGAUCCUGACCAGGAACUACAAGGCUCUGAGUAAAGGUACCAAAGGCAGCACGUCGGGCUUCCUGAACAUCAUGAUGGAGCUGAAGAAGUGUUGUAACCACUGUUACCUUAUCAAACCCCCGGAGGACAACGAGUUCCUCAACAGAGCUGAAGCCUUACAGCACCUGAUCCGCUGCAGUGGGAAGCUGGUUCUGUUGGACAAACUGCUGGUGCGUUUGAAGGAGCGAGGCCACAGAGUUCUCAUCUUCUCCCAGAUGGUACGGAUGCUGGAUAUCCUGGCUGAUUACCUGAGGAGCCGGCAGUUCCUCUUUCAGAGAUUAGAUGGCUCCAUCAAGGGGGAGAUGAGGAAGCAGGCGUUGGAUCAUUUUAAUGCUGAGGGCUCAGAGGAUUUCUGCUUCUUAUUAUCAACGCGUGCGGGUGGUCUGGGUAUCAAUCUGGCGUCGGCUGAUACAGUAGUCAUCUUCGACUCGGACUGGAACCCCCAGAACGAUCUCCAGGCCCAGGCCAGAGCCCACAGGAUUGGACAGAAAAGACAGGUGAAUAUCUACCGUCUGGUGACGAAGGGCUCAGUAGAGGAGGAAAUCAUUGAGAGGGCGAAGAAGAAAAUGGUGCUGGACCACCUUGUCAUUCAGAGGAUGGACACGACGGGGAAAACUGUCCUCCAUACGGGUGCUGCUCCCUCCAGUUCAGCACCAUACAACAAGGAGGAGCUGUCUUCCAUCCUGAAGUUUGGUGCUGAGGAGCUUUUCAAAGAGCCGGAGGGUGAGGAGCAGGAGCCUCAGGAAAUGGACAUUGACGAGAUCCUCAAAAGAGCCGAGACCAGGGAUAAUGACCCUGGACCCUCCACAGUGGGAGAAGAACUGCUGUCUCAGUUCAAGGUUGCCAACUUCUCUAUGAUGGAGGAAGAGGAAAUAGACAUCGACUCUGAGCGUAGUCAUCGGAGUUGGGACGACAUCAUUCCUGGGGAGCAGAGGAGGAGGAUGGAGGAGGAGGAAAGACAGAAGGAGCUUGAGGAAAUCUACUUGCUGCCACGCAUGAGGAAUUGUGCCAAACAGAUGAAAUUUAACGCCAGUUCGGGCCGGCAGAGCAGGAACAGGAGGUACUCUGCGUCUGACAGCGACUCGCCCUCAGAUCGAAAAAGGCCAAAGAAACGAGGACGGCCUCGGACCAUUCCACGAGAAAAUAUCAAGGGCUUUAGUGAUGCUGAGAUCCGGAGGUUUGUCAAAAGUUACAAAAAAUUUGGAGGACCACUAGAAAGGUUGGAUGCUAUUGCCCGUGAUGCCGAACUCGUGGAUAAAUCCGAACACGACCUGAAACGCUUAGCAGAGACGGUUCACAACGGCUGUGUUCGAACACUACGAGAAAACCCCUCUGGACCAGAGAAGACUUCAGGAGGAAGAAGAGGGAAGGUGAAGGGCCCUACAUUCAGGAUCUCUGGAGUCCAGGUGAAUGCCAAGCUUGUCAUCUCCCAUGAAGAAGAGCUGUCUCCACUCCACAAGGCCAUUCCUGCUGACCCCGAGGAGAGAAAGAAGUAUAUGAUUCCAUGCCACUCGAAGGCAGCACACUUUGACAUUGAUUGGGGGAAGGAGGACGACUCCAGCCUCCUCAUAGGAAUCUAUGAGUACGGUUACGGCAGCUGGGAGAUGAUCAAGAUGGACCCGGACCUCAAUCUCACUCACAAGCUCUUACCGGACGACCCCGACAAGAAGCCACAGGCCAAACAGCUACAGACCAGAGCAGACUACCUCAUCAAGUUGCUAAGCAAGGACCUGGCCAAAAAAGAAGCACAGAAACAAGCAGGGACAGCCAACUCACGGAAGAGGAAACCAAGAAGUAAAAAGAGCAAAACUCUGAAGCCAGCUAAGACGGUAGAGGUGCUGAAGAGCACUUCCUCGGAUCCCCCGUCGGACAAGAGGACGGACGAUGAGGAUGAAAUCGAGGAGGAAAAGGAGGUGACACCCGUGAAGGCGCCGAGCAGACGGAGCCGAGCAGACAGGGUGGUCGUGGUGAAGGUGAAGGAGGAGGACGAGGACGAGGAGCCUGAGCAGGAGGAAGUUUCUUCGUCGGGGGAGAGGGAGGUCAAAGAAAAAGAUAUAAAAAAAGAAGGCAAAAAGGAGAAGAAGGAGGAAAGCUGGGACAUUAAAGAUUCAAAGGAGCCAAAAGAGAAAAAGGAAACCAAACCUCUGGAGGCCGUCUAUAAACAAGAGGAGAGCAUGGAAAAGAUUGAAGUAAAGACUGAGGUACGAGAACGAACAAAGAAAGCCUCCGAUGUGCCGGUCCACAUAACAGCGAGUGGAGAGAAUGUGCCGGUGUCUGAGGAGUCCGAGGAACUGGACCAGAGGACCUUCAGUGUGUGUAAAGAGAGGAUGCGGCCAGUGAAAGCAGCCCUGAAGCAGCUGGACCGACCGGAGAAAGGGCUGUCGGAGCGCGAGCAGCUCGAACACACGAGACAGUGCCUCAUAAAGAUCGGAGACCACAUCACCGAGUGUCUGAAAGAGUAUUCCAAUCCUGACCAGAUCAAACAGUGGAGAAAAAACCUGUGGAUAUUUGUUUCCAAGUUCACUGAGUUUGAUGCCAGGAAACUACAUAAACUGUAUAAGCACGCAAUCAAGAAAAGACAAGAGAACGCCCAGGCGAUGGAGCAGAACACUAGAACUAACACCCACGGCUAUAAACACGCAGAUAUCGAAAGGCUGAAGGACAACUCUCACCAGGACGACAGCAGCAGGGACAGCUACAGCUCGGACCGGCAUCAGCCUUCGGGGCGAUACCACGAGAGCAACAGCAGCAAGGAGAGACACAGCUCGGAGUCCCACAGGAAGACGACGGGAGGGGAGUCCAGGAAAAGACCGUAUCCCUCCUUCAGCAACGGCAAAGACCACAGAGAGAGAGAGAGAGACAGAGACCACUACAGACCAGACAGCAGGGACAGAGACAGAGACAGAGACAGACAGGACAGAUACUACAACGACAGUAAGCACAGGAAGCUGGAAGAGUACCGCUCCGGCAGAGACCACCGGCUGGACAUAAAGGAUCAUUCCCACUCGGACCACCGCUCAUCGUACCGCUACCACUCGGACUGGCAGACGGAGCAGCGGGCCUCGGCCAGCGGGCCCCGCUCUCCCCGAGACCAGCGCUCGCCCUACGACUCCCGCUCGCCCAUGGGACACCGCUCACCUUUCGACUACUCGUCGGACCACAAGAGCACACCGGAGCAGAUCUGGAGCAGCCGCAAGACAUAACAGGAGCUGCCUGGGUCUGCUAGUAGCAGCCAUAGACUCAGCAAAACACAGCAAAUGCCUUACUAAGGACUGUGGGCUCCAACCGGAAGCUGUUUGAAGCACUGUGUAUCAGUCAGUUCAGCAUGGCUGUCCUCUCCUCUCUUAAGCUGCAGCUAAAUCUCGGGAACCUGGGAGAUGAAUGCCAGGGAGCGGCUCAAUCCAGGCGGGCGGAAAAUAAUAAAAAAAAAAAAUCAAAGCAUAUUUUUGUAUUUAAAGAAUUUAAAGCUGCAUUGUUGGCGUUCAACAGGAUGCAGACGUUUUUUUUUUUGUUAUUUUUAUAAACUUUUUUUUACUCUGGAAACUGACACAAUUGACCCUGAGUGCUGCCUCAUAUUCCCACCAACCAAUGACACUGGAUCCUGUAUGACUGUUCUCUAUGUUUUGUCUGUCUGUCUCUGUCUCUCUUAUCAUGCUUAAUGUGAUUUAUUCUACCUUUUAUUUAAGUGUUAACUCGAGAAGUCACACAAAUCGCAUUACAAGUUGACGUAAAAAGGUGUCUGGUUGAAUCCAGUCCGGACUCAGGCUCACCACCUGAAGUACCUCAUUUACAGCAUUUCUCAUUUUCAGCAGGUUUUCUUUUUUUUUUUUUUUUUUUUCCACCAGGCGUGAAUUAUUAUUUAAUAACAUAUCUUAGCUGUAAAAAUAAUAACCUGGAUUGUUGUUGUUUUUUUGUUUUGGAGAGAGAGGUGUAUCAUGUUUUUUUUCCUCCAGUAAUACUGUUGUAAAUUUUUGUAAAAUAGUAAAUCAGUGGUCUUUUUCCUCAGGCUUUUUUGGAUUUAUUAUGACUCUACUUUUCCCCCAUCAACUCAGGCUUUUUUGUCGUUCUACGAGUGAGUUUCUGUAUAAUAGUUCUUUCAUGAUAAUGCUUUCAGAAUGUAACUUUUUGGUAAAGGGAAAGUUUCUUUUAAUGAUACUCAGUUUUAUUCUCUUGUGCUUAGGUUUAUAUUUUUUUUCCUCAGUGCGUCGAAAUCAAGUUGGAAGGAGCUGACUUUUGAAAAUCACGACGGUCGUCUUUCAAUAGAAGCACCCCGUUAGAUCUUAAAUAAACUUUUUACAUUUUUUUUUUUUUUUUCUUUUACCUUUUCAGUUUUCUUUUUCUACGUAGGCAAUAAUGUCGAUGUUUCUAUGCAGCCAAGUAUAUUUGUGGUGAACCACCCAACUGAAUGAAGUCACUGUUACGGUUCACACUGUUGUACAUAAAUUUCCUCUAUAUUUCAAAAUGAAUUUACACUGAAAGUGCAUGAAUUUUUAUGAACUGUUUUAUAUAGUUGUUUAUGAAGCCAUUAAAAUCAAUCACUGUACUCACUCGUACCAACUCUCUUCGACAAAGUGUCACCUUUUUGAUUAUGAUAGAAAUCGGACACGCUAGGUAGGUUGAGCACAAGCAAAGGCUGUUAAAUGUCUGCAAAUAACUUUCCAUUAGAUUUUUACUUGCUGUA